AUGGCUACGUCUAUUCUCGGGGAAGAGCCACGCUUUGGAACCACACCUCUGGCCAUGCUAGCCGCCACCUGCAACAAGAUCGGCAACACCAGCCCGCUGACCACCUUGCCGGAGUCGAGCGCCUUCGCCAAGGGCAGCUUCCACCCCUGGAAGCGCUCCACCUCCAGCUGCAACCUGGGCUCCAGCCUGUCCGGCUUCACGGUGGCCACCAGCCGCGGCUCCAGCGGCUUGGCCAGCGGCAGCGGGACGGCCAACAGCGCCUUCUGCCUGGCCUCCACCUCGCCCACGUCGUCGGCCUUCAGCAGUGACUACAGCGGCCUCUUCUCCAACUCGGCGGCGGCGGCCGGCGUGUCUCCGCAGGAGGCCGGCGGGCAGUCGGCCUUCAUCUCCAAAGUGCACAGCUCCGCGGCCGAGAGCCUGUACCCGCGGGUGGGCAUGGCGCACCCCUACGAGUCCUGGUACAAGUCCGGCUUCCACUCCACGCUGGCGGCGGGCGAGGUGGCCAACGGCGCGGCCUCGUCGUGGUGGGACGUGCACACCAACCCGGGCUCGUGGCUGGAGGUGCAGAACCCGGCGGGGGGGCUGCAGAGCUCGCUGCACUCGGGCGCCCCCCAGGCCUCGCUCCACUCCCAGCUGGGCACCUACAAUCCGGCCGACUUCAGCUCGCUGACCCACUCGGCCUUCAGCUCCACCGGCCUGGGCUCCACGUCGGCGCCGCUGGGCGGCUCGCCGCGCUCGUCGGCCCGCCGCUACUCGGGCCGCGCCACCUGCGACUGCCCCAACUGCCAGGAGGCCGAGCGGCUGGGGCCGGCGGGGGCCAGCCUCCGGCGCAAAGGCCUGCACAGCUGCCACAUCCCCGGCUGCGGCAAGGUGUACGGCAAGACGUCGCACCUCAAGGCCCACCUGCGCUGGCACACGGGCGAGCGGCCCUUCGUCUGCAACUGGCUCUUCUGCGGGAAGCGCUUCACGCGCUCCGACGAGCUCCAGCGGCACCUGCGGACUCACACCGGCGAGAAGCGCUUCGCCUGCCCGGUCUGCAACAAGCGCUUCAUGCGCAGCGACCACCUGAGCAAACACAUUAAGACGCACAACGGGGGAGGCGGGGGCAAAAAGGGCAGCGACAGCGACACGGACGCCAGCAACCUGGAGACGCCCCGCUCCGAGUCCCCGGACCUCAUCCUGCACGAGGCGCGAGGCAAGGACUCCUCAGCCGGGCCCAACGACUCGUAG
Messenger RNA from Gekko japonicus, 1230 nucleotides. It is a transcript of the gene SP9, whose product is annotated as Sp9 transcription factor. NCBI's taxonomy places the organism in Eukaryota, Metazoa, Chordata, Lepidosauria, Squamata, Gekkonidae. Gene Ontology annotation, molecular function: RNA polymerase II cis-regulatory region sequence-specific DNA binding; DNA-binding transcription factor activity, RNA polymerase II-specific. Gene Ontology annotation, biological process: regulation of transcription by RNA polymerase II. The record is from RefSeq and is a predicted model, not a curated record.